Notodromas monacha is the source of this 1896-nucleotide messenger RNA. NCBI's taxonomy places the organism in Eukaryota, Metazoa, Arthropoda, Ostracoda, Podocopida, Cyprididae. The record is from the annotation of a GenBank genome assembly.
GAAUUUCCGAGGUUCAUUUCGGAAAUGGAACAUUUAACAGGUUCAACAAUAUUCGAAUGUCAUACCCACUCGACCUUCUUGAAAUGAUCGAUCCUUAUUUCGGCAAAACUUGUCCAACUUUCGUCCAUCGUCAGUGUAUCGUGUCAGUGGGAAUUGGUCUGUGAAAGCAUUUCCUUUUAUCAACUACGUUAAUCUCCUAGGCAAAUUUUGAGCUUGUUUAAAGUUCAGUGGAUUAACAUAGGUGUACAAAGAUAUUGAUAAAAUGGCGAGGUUGGAGUGCUACGAACCUCCCCCGCCUACUGCUCCACCGGAAAGUGGCGGAAUCAGCGAACUGCUCUUACGAUACAACGAACUGGAAGGAGUUGGAGUUCGUAAAAAUUGGAAAGAGUUAGCGGAUGAUGUACGGGAUGUUGCGAAAACCCAUUCCUACGCCCGGAUCAUACAAGAAGCUCGGUAUGCGAAAGCUUACGAAGUUGCUGUGGCUGCAGCAAUCCGACAACGUGACGGAGAAGUCUCUCCUGAGAUUUACGAGGAGAUGCAACAAGGGAUUGCCUUGGAGAAAACUGUCGCUUUGGCCACUGGUCCUGGUCAAGUGGCCACCGGACCCGGACUGGUGACGCAUGUCGACUACAUGCUCGAUAAGCCGAAGCUCAUUUCUUCUUACGAGCGAUGGGUGCUGAACAAGAAGGCUGUGUUCGCUUUUCGAAAUAAGAUUCCUCGUAUGAUGGACCCAGUGGAAGAGGCAAUGAUCCAGGACGCUGCUGCUGGUGGACUUGUAACAAAGGAAGAAGCUGCAGGUCUAUGGACAGAGUCAGCCGAAAAACGAAACCGACUCAUUCUUCAACGAAACAAACUUUGUGAAGCUUACAACAGCAUGGCUGACGAGUGCCAAAUCGCGAUAACGGAACUUAGCGGUGAUCGGUCCCAAUUCCAAGACAGGCAAUUGCACAUCCUCACCAAGGUUUUUUCCCAGAAGGAAGUAUCACCUGUACGGAGGUCUUUGUAUACGGCAAUUGCUGAACUCCACGAGAAAAUAAACGACGAACAAUUUGAGAUAUUCAAGUGCGAGACAAUGAUGCAGGAAAUCAAUUCGAUUGUGGUCGCUGGAAUCGCGGAGUCUGACGUGAUCAAUAAAGCGAAAAAAAUGCUGGUUGACGGCGGAUUGUCAACCUCUUUCAUGAGGUAUUGCAAAGGCCUCGCGAGCCAAAAGUCCGACAUGUACAAUGAGUACAAAGAACGGAUUAUGGCAUUGGCCGAAAUCACCGACCAAGUAGUUGCACCAAUCAUAGAAGUUUGGCAUAAAUCCCAGAGGGUGAUUAAGCCAGCUGUGGUUUUGACAAAGCAGGCAGUUGGGGAAUUGUCUCCUGGUUGCCCGCUGUAUCCAAUCAUUCGAGAGCAACUCAAGAAGGCCAACGUGGAAUACAAAAAUGAACCGAAUUCAGUUGAAUAUUUGGCACGCGACGAAAAUCCUUUCAUGGUCAUGUCGGAAAUGGACAGUGCUUUCGCUUUUAUGGAACAAAUGGGCGGGUAUUUGAUCAGUGAGGCCAAUCUUUUGACCGCGAACCUGGAGAUCAGCGAAAUAAUUCGCUCAUGGAAAAAUUGCCGCCACACAACGGCAGAGGAUCUUUGUUAACAAGUGUCGUCGACCUGAUGGUUUUCUAUGUCAACGUAUUGUUUAUUCUUAUUCAUUAUUGUCCCCGGACUGAAAUUCGACCUGAAAUAAUUAACACAACGCAUCAAACGAAAUCCUGAUUUGAACAAGCGAUUCUCCUUUAUUUUAUCAACAUUGAACGUACAAUGGCAGAAUGGGUCUUCGCGAUAUCCCCCCGAAAAAGUCAACGAUGUCUGUACUGUACUCUCCUUCGUAUAGCCACAGUAUAGUAGCUGGUGCAAUCA